Messenger RNA from Cinara cedri, 405 nucleotides. NCBI's taxonomy places the organism in Eukaryota, Metazoa, Arthropoda, Insecta, Hemiptera, Aphididae. The record is from the annotation of a GenBank genome assembly.
AUGAUCAGUCCGAACCGGAGGCGGCUAGGAGUCUACCAACACGCGUUGCAUAACACAAUCUCCGUUGCCAGAAGUAAGUGGGCUGACCGAGGACAUCCCACUAUUCAACCUGGCGGUCGGAGCGCGAAAAAAUCCCCGAUCAACCACGCGGAGAGCCAAACCCGUAGUUUUGUACUCUUGCCGGAUACGACCUCGGUGGGAAAGUACCGACACUCACCCGCUCAACAAGAAUUUGUUCAUGUUGGCUCCGCGUCGAAGAUAAAUUCGCGACGCUACCAAUAUCUAGGGCCACGAAGAAACCUGUGCAAUCUAGCAAGACCGGGGAAUAAAGCAGCUCUCCCGGCUCGUCUAUAUAGGAAACCACUGGGAACCGAACAGGAAGUUAAUCCCAGCAGGUGCCCGUGA